Messenger RNA from Oikopleura dioica, 708 nucleotides. NCBI's taxonomy places the organism in Eukaryota, Metazoa, Chordata, Appendicularia, Copelata, Oikopleuridae. The record is from the annotation of a GenBank genome assembly.
AUGAAUUCGGGAAAGAUGGGAGCAGCGGGCCUCGAUCAGGAGAUCGGGUACAAUCCGAUCUUGACCGCCACGGUCAAAAACGAGCAAGGAGUCCGAGAUGUAGGAACGCUCUCAGAAUAUUCUCUCCAGGGUUCUGUAAAAGAUGAAUUUGUCGAAGACGUGAAGAACAGACUCAGAGGAUUGUGCGAUAACGUCGAAUGCGAACCGUUUAUCGAUCAUGAAAUCUCUUACUCCCUUCAAUCUUCCUCCGGUAAUGCUGUAACAAUGCGUGUAUCCCGUUCCUUGGCGCAAAGCAAAAUGCCCUGGCAGUUGAAAUACGUCGGAGCACUCGAAACAGGCAAAAACAAAUCUUGCCUGAUGAGAAAUCAAGUAACAGUCGGCUGCUCGGAAAACGUCACUUCUUUCCUGACAGAAUUGGGAUUCAGAGCUGACACGGAAUUUCUCAGCAAAGGAUAUCUCUACAGAAAAGGGAGGAUAAAAGUCGUUCUAUCGAAGCUUUGCAAAAUGAAAGAACCAGGACAGCAUCAGGAACAGAAUCUUUUGCCGCUGACGAAAAGUCAUCUUGUGGAAGUUUCAGUUACGACCCUCACGGGUGGAGAAGACCCAGGCCCAGAUCUAAAACAUUUCGCGGAAAUGCUGAAACCACAAGUGAAGCUUACAAAAGUCGAUCACCGAGAAAUUCAAUCACAUACACGCCCAAAUUUCUGA